This is a messenger RNA of Mesocricetus auratus (golden hamster), 957 nucleotides long. RefSeq names its product protein WFDC11-like. The record is from RefSeq and is a predicted model, not a curated record. The transcript has 6 exons. NCBI's taxonomy places the organism in Eukaryota, Metazoa, Chordata, Mammalia, Rodentia, Cricetidae. The coding region runs from base 569 to 817 and encodes 82 amino acids.
GACUCAUAGCAGUAGCACAAUUACAAUUAUGAGGUAGUAAUGAAAGUAAUUUUAUGGUUGAGUGUCAGCACAGCAUGAGGAUCUAUAUUAAAGGGAAGGUUGAGAACCUUUGACCUAGAGGAAACCUUGGGAAAGACACUUCAGGCUGUAGGCAUAGGCAACAAUUUUCUGAAGACUCCAGUAGUUCAGGACAUAAAGGAAAGAAUCAACAGAUGGCCUUGAAUUUGGAAGCUCUGGCACAGCCAAGGGAACAAGGGUAGAACAAAGGAACAACUCAAAGUUUUAACAAGGCCCAAACUGCAGCCCUGCCUGAAGCAUCCAACCAGCACACAGUGCAAACACUCCUGCAAGGUACACUCUGACUGUGGAGAUGAGUUUCAUCGCUGCUGUCAUGCCGACUGUGGCAAUGUCUGCAUGCACCUGGAAGAGUCAGACGCUCCCCUCUCCUUGGGACUGAGAACAGAGCGUCACCAGCCAAAGGAUUAUCAGCGUCUCUCACUGAGAACAUCGUCAGAGCAGCCCUGGGAAGAAAAAAAAAAAGAGUCUCCAGACACUUCCGGUCAGCAUCAUGAGGCCCUCUCUGCUCCCGAUUGUGGUGUUCCUCUGCAUGCUGCUGUUGCCUGCCCGGGGAGGGAAGAAGACUUAUUCUCAGGGAGAGCUGUUACUUGAGGAGUGCUGGGGACAGCCAAAAGCUAAUGAUUGUACCAAGAGGUGUUCUCGAACUUUCAAAUGUGUACACAGAAAUCACACAUGCUGCUGGACCUACUGUGGUAACAUCUGUGCAGAAAAUGGGAAGUUUUUUGAGAGAAAGAAAUGAGCCUGCCUUCUCGCUGGCCCAGCCUCACGAGAGCUCGCGGAUGGUUAGACUUCAGAGAGAGGCUGCACACUUACGAUUGGAAACACUGUGUUUAUGGUGGGUAAGGUCAACAUACUGGAAAAAUAAACCACUUGCUCACA